AGAUUGCACUAGCCAAAGCAAAGGGAGGUAAGGGAGGAAGUGGCCGAGGUUGGGUAACUAGGGGAUUUCUUAUUCAGUUUAGUAUAAGACCAUGUCUCGAAACCUGACUGUCCACCAGAAAGAAAAGACUGCUCUUCAAAUGAGUUGGACUUCUCUCCACUGGAGUGAGAACUGAAGACUGGGAGACCCAGCCUCCAUCAUGCAGAACAACUCCGUCACCAACUUCUCCUGCUACCAUGAGUCUGUAUUGGGCUAUCGUUAUGUUGCAGUUAGCUGGGGGGUGGUGGUAGCUGUGACAGGCACCGUGGGCAACGGGCUCACCCUGCUGGCCUUGGCCAUCCUGCCCAAGCUCCGUACCCGCUUCAACCUGCUCAUCGCCAACCUCACAGUGGCUGAUCUGUUGUACUGCACCCUUCUCCAGCCCUUCUCUGUGGACACCUACCUCCACCUGCAGUGGCGCACUGGUGCCACCUUCUGCAGAAUCUUUGGGUUCCUCCUCUUUGCAUCCAAUGCUGUCUCCAUCCUCACCCUCUGCCUUAUUGCCCUGGCACGUUACCUCCUUAUUGCCCACCCUAUGCUCUUUCCCCAAGUUUUCAGUGCCAAGGGGAUACUGCUGGCAUUGGUGAGCACCUGGGUGGUGGGCAUGGCCAGCUUUGCCCCUCUCUGGCCUAUCUAUACGUUGGUGCCUGUAGUCUGCACCUGCAGUUUUGACCGCAGCCGAGGCCGGCCCUAUACCACCAUCCUCAUGGGCAUCUACUUUGUGCUGGGGCUCAGCAGUGUUGGCAUCUUCUAUUGCCUCAUCCAUCGCCAGGUGCAGCGAGCAGCACAGGCGCUGGAUCAGUACAAGCAGUCCAGUGUCCAGUCCAACCACGUGGCUGAGACAGAGGCUAUACCCAGUCAUUUCCAGGAGCUGGACAACAAGCUGGCCUCAGAAAGGCCCAGUGAGGGGAUUUCGUCAGAGCCAGUCAGUUCUGCCACCACCCAGACCAUGGAAUGGGACUCAUCAGAAGUGGGGAACCAGCACAGCAGGGAGGUAGCUAAACACAUGGCAGAGAAAAGCCAUCCAGAAGCACCAGCCGAGACCAGGCCAACUAAAAGAGCCCAGAGAACUCAGGAACCCCCAUCAGAGUUUGGGAAGGUGACUCGGAUGUGUUUUGCUGUGUUCCUCUGUUUUGCCCUGAGCUACAUCCCCUUCUUGCUGCUCAACAUCCUGGACGCCAACACCGCCGCUCCUCGUGUUGUCCACAUGCUCGCUGCCAAUCUCACCUGGCUCAAUGGUUGCAUCAACCCCGUGCUCUAUGCAGCCAUGAACCGUCAGUUCCGUCAAGCCUAUGGCUCCCUCCUAAAACGAAGGCCCCAGAGUUUCCGUAGGCUCCAUUAGAACUGUGUCCCCAGUCACCAGAAUCCAAGAAUGAUGCCUCCAGAACUAAAGUGGCCAGCUGGUAGGGAGUAGGUGAAAGUAAGACCUGUGGGCAUUUUCACAGACAACUUUCCCCCCACUCUCAAACCAGGCUUCUCCAUCCCUUGAUCAAUGCUUCAGCUCUAGAUUGCCCAAGGUGCAUUAUUAUUAAUAAAUGAAUUCUAUCCUUUUAA
Callorhinus ursinus (northern fur seal) is the source of this 1593-nucleotide messenger RNA. It is a transcript of the gene GPR84, whose product is annotated as G protein-coupled receptor 84. Gene Ontology annotation, cellular component: plasma membrane. The record is from RefSeq and is a predicted model, not a curated record. Gene Ontology annotation, molecular function: urotensin II receptor activity. Gene Ontology annotation, biological process: neuropeptide signaling pathway. Lineage: Eukaryota; Metazoa; Chordata; Mammalia; Carnivora; Otariidae.